AAUGAGGGUGGGCCAUAGUCUGAUUUUAGUUCUAGUUGUUUUCAGCUCCUAUGCAAAAUCCUUUAAUUAUACAAACUGUGACCAGGCGAAGCAACCAAAGUUUCUAAGCCCAUGUUGCGAUGUGCAAAAAAAUGACAAGGCUAUCAAAGCCUGUCGUAAAUCCUUGUUGUCUAGUAACUCAAGCAGUACAAGUAAUAAGGAGUCUCCCAAUCUUAAAUCGGAUAAGGUGUCCCUGCACGCAUGCAUUGCAGAGUGCUCCUUUAAGACCAACGGUUUUUUGCUGACCAAUGGAAGCAUCAACGAGGAGGUAUUACAGAAAAGUUACCAGCAACGCUACAAAAACGAUCCGAUAUUGUCACAACUGAUGGUGAAGAGCCUCAAAAACUGUUCGGAUUAUGCACUGAAGCGAGCUCAGCAAUCCCAGUGGAUGCAUACAAAGGGUGAAUGCAAUUACCAUCCUGCCAUCUUGCUGGCCUGUAUAAUGGAACAGGUGUACGUUAACUGUCCAGCUACCAAAUGGAAGAACACCAACGAUUGUACAGCGAUGCGGAAAUAUUUGAUUGCUUGUGACGACGUCGAAAGCAACAGGAAAUAAUACCAAUUUU
Molecule: messenger RNA, 605 nt
Organism: Drosophila suzukii
Lineage: Eukaryota; Metazoa; Arthropoda; Insecta; Diptera; Drosophilidae
Gene: Obp93a
Product: Odorant-binding protein 93a
Molecular function (GO): odorant binding
Source: RefSeq, a predicted model, not a curated record